Amphibalanus amphitrite is the source of this 1000-nucleotide messenger RNA. Its product is annotated as paired mesoderm homeobox protein 1-like. The record is from RefSeq and is a predicted model, not a curated record. The transcript has 5 exons. Gene Ontology annotation, molecular function: DNA binding; DNA-binding transcription factor activity, RNA polymerase II-specific. The coding region runs from base 36 to 917 and encodes 293 amino acids. Gene Ontology annotation, biological process: regulation of DNA-templated transcription. NCBI's taxonomy places the organism in Eukaryota, Metazoa, Arthropoda, Thecostraca, Balanomorpha, Balanidae.
AGUCGGCGGCGGUGCGGUGCGCGCGUGGUGCCGAGAUGAACCCGCCGGCGGUGAGCGCGCUGAACCUGACGGCCGGCGGCGGCGGUCCGCUGCCGUUCGACCCGAGCGCCUACCUGGAGCGGCUUCAGGCGCUGCCACCGGCCGGAUCGGAGAACGCCAAACGGUUCUCAGUGAGCCAUCUGCUACAGCUGGACAGCCUGGAGCCGGCGGACGGCGGGACGGGCGGCGACAGGGCCGCCGAGACGGACGACGAGGAACUCUCGAAGGACGGCGACUCGACUCUGAAGGAGGCUGGUGGACCGGGAGAGGCCGCUCGGAAACGAAAGCCGCGCCGUAACCGCACCACGUUCACCUCCGCGCAGCUGUCGGCGCUGGAGCGGGUCUUCGAGCGCACACACUACCCGGACGCGUUUGUCCGCGAGGAUCUGGCGCGCCGCGUCAGCCUCAGUGAGGCACGAGUUCAGGUAUGGUUCCAGAACCGGCGCGCCAAGUUCCGGCGUAACGAGCGUAGUUUGCUGGCGCAGAGAACUCCGGCGUUGGGUCUGACCUCGGCCGGGACGGAGCCGGUCACGGGGGCCGAGCAGCCGCUGGCGCCGCGACCCACAGGGUCGCUCUGUGCAGCAUCCGUACCCGCCAGCCCCGUGGGUUCCGACUAUCCCAUCUACUCAACUUGGAAACCGGCGGGGCCCGCCCACUACACCAUGAUUGGUCCGUCGUUCAUCGGCUCGACCAAUAGCAGCGCGGCGUGCGCUAUGGUUCCGGCGCCGGCCGGGUCGUCGGCUGCCGCCUCGCUGGCCUACUCGGCCGGCCAGGCGGCGGCCGCCGCGGCCGCUGCCGCCGGCUUCGGGGGUCUGACGGCUCCUCGCGGCGGUCUCGGCACCUUCCGACUCCGCCCGCCCGACUACCCACUGCACUAGUGACAUCUAGCGGCGACCCGCGAGGCGUCAAAGCCUCAGCGCGGGUGGCAGUGGCGGCGGCCUUAUGUAAAUGCAGUUGGUUU